Ceratina calcarata is the source of this 13838-nucleotide messenger RNA. It is a transcript of the gene scrt, whose product is annotated as scratch. Gene Ontology annotation, molecular function: RNA polymerase II cis-regulatory region sequence-specific DNA binding; DNA-binding transcription factor activity, RNA polymerase II-specific. Bases 925 to 2604 code for a protein of 559 amino acids. The transcript is spliced from 3 exons. Gene Ontology annotation, biological process: regulation of DNA-templated transcription. Lineage: Eukaryota; Metazoa; Arthropoda; Insecta; Hymenoptera; Apidae. The record is from RefSeq and is a predicted model, not a curated record.
CAGCGCCACCGACGGCACCCACCAAACAGUCGCACCCCGUCGUUGCGAUCGUAUUCGAGGGAACCCCCUGUCACUGGCGAGAGCCGCGACAGGGAGCGACCGAGAGAGCAUCGGGACGGACGGACUGACGGACAGACGGACAGACAGACGGACGGACGGAGAGACGGAUACACGAGGAUACGCAAGGACGGACGGUCGGUCAGUCGGUCGGUCGGUCCGCUGGAAAUUAAUCGUACGAAGACGAUCAGUCGCGCGGUAAUCAAAGGGAGGCGCGCAUCGAAGCCAAAGAGAUCGCGAACAGAGGCGAACGACCGUUAACAGUAGCUGGCAUCGGUGGUGGUGGUGGUGGUGGUGGUUGUCGUCGUCGUCCUGACCCAGGAAACGUCUCGAGCCGACGAACGAAAGGGGCGAAAAGUGCGAAAAGUGCGUGCUGGUAUGGUCGCGGUGCAUCCUCCGAAGGAGCUGCCCUCGCCGUGCCGAUGACGAGGUCGCAGAUCGCUCCUCUACGCGAGCAAGGAAGGAAGAAAAAGUGGAAGAAACAGCGGCAACCGUCGGACUCGAGGAACAUCGUUGUCUUCGUCCGGGCCGAGCUCGACGACAAGAGAAAAACGCCGAGCGACGACGGACGACGGCGGCGACGACGACGACGAGACAUCGACGGCCACCCCACUGCUGCACGGUGGACGAGCACGGAGCGCGGUGUCGGCGUUGGCGUCGACGUCGACGGCGAUAGUGGCGUCGCGCUGCCGUUAGUCGAUCGUUGUCGGUACAGUGGUGGUGCGUUUGGUGCGGUUAGCGAAGGCGAGGGUGGCGCGAAGGUUUUUCUCGACGAUACCGAUACCGACACCGUUUCGGGAUCGUCGUCGUCGCGUCGUCGUCGUUGCCGUUGUUGAGUGAUCGAAAGAUCACUCGGCCGUGAUCAACAUGCCGCGGUGCCUCAUGGCCAAGAAGUGGAAGGCCUACCCGUGGCCGGAUCGCGUCGACGAUCCCCAGGAAGAACAGAGCGACUCCUCGGCGAUUCUACAGGAGCAAGAGAUGCGACAGACCACCUCCGCGUCUCUGGAAAAGAGGCAGCACAGGCACGAGCCCGAGGACGAGGAGAUCGACGUGGUCGGGGACACGGACUCCAGACAGGUCGAUCAUCAACAGACCUGUUGGGGUCCCCACAGCCCGACCGCCGGUGCCACUGCACCCAGUCCACCCCCGCUUAACGCCUCCGGGGCUCUCUACUAUCACGGUUACACGCACGAGUCAUGGAUCAACCACGAAGAGCCGCCGAAGUACGCAACGCUUCGCUCGGCGGCGGAGCUGGCUAGGCCCGUAGCGCCGUCCCCGCCGCCCCCGACCGUAGGUCAUCCCCAGGAACUGGCCGCGGUCGUGACCGGAUCCGGCAUCCACCCCCCGACUCAUCCGACCACCGCACCCGCUUCAUCCUCAUCCGCGUCAUCCGCUUCGUCCUCUCCUUCCUCGUCGUCCUCUAGUUCCUCGUCCUUAGUGACGCUGAGUUUGCCACCUAGGAAGAGCCUCUCGAUGUGCUUCACCAGCACCGGGACCGCGCUCUCGUUGCCUCCCAAGAAGAAGGACAUCUACAGACCGUACAGCCUUCAACCUAGCUCGGAGAUUCGAACGUUCCCGGAGGAGGACCUGUCAGCUGCCCAGGCGAUUCUCGAUCUGAGCGCGUCGCCCGCUGCGCCCACGCAUUCGGUCUUCGUCCACACUCUGUCUCCGCCGCUACCACCGCCACCGGCAGCUACGUCGCCGCCCGGACAGCUGCACUCGACGCAGCUGCAACCGGCCACGACCGCCCAACCCAUUCCCGUUUCCGUACUGGUGCCCGUUCCCAGCUCGCAGAACACCCAGCUGCUGCAGCACCAAGAGCAAACACCACAACCGCACUCCCCGGCAACCGCGGAGGCGAACACGACCAAUUGCACCGCUGCGAGGGAUGGAGGAAACGGCGGUAGCGGCAGUAGCAAGACGGUGGCGUACACGUACGAGGCGUUCUUCGUCUCGGACGGUCGGUCGAAGCGUCGCGGCGCGAGCACGAACGGCGCCGCGGUCCCGGACAAGGAGGCUACCCAACCGGAGAGGCCCAAGUUCACUUGCACCGAAUGUGGGAAACAAUACGCGACCUCGUCGAACCUGUCCCGGCACAAGCAGACCCACCGCAGUCUCGACUCGCAGUCGGCGAAGAAGUGUAUCCACUGCGGCAAAGCUUACGUAAGCAUGCCGGCUCUGGCGAUGCACGUGCUCACUCACAAGCUGGCUCACAGCUGCGGCGUCUGCGGGAAAAUGUUCUCGAGGCCAUGGCUGCUCCAGGGACACCUGAGGAGUCACACCGGGGAGAAACCGUACGGGUGCGCGCACUGCGGGAAAGCGUUCGCCGAUCGGUCGAACCUCCGCGCGCACAUGCAGACUCACUCCGCGGACAAGAACUACGAGUGCUCGAGGUGUCACAAGACCUUCGCCCUCAAGUCUUACUUGAACAAACACUUGGAAUCGGCCUGUCUGCGGGACGACGAGCUGCCGCCGCAACAGCAAACGGGUGCCGCGAGCAACGGGACGACGACGCAACAGCAGCAGAGCAACGAUCGCGGCUUGUAGCAGCGCUUCGACGAGGAGAAGAUCACGACCAGGCGUCUCGACGCCCUCGAACCUCCGCGGAGCUAGCAGCAGUCGUUCGCAGCUACGCCCGGUGGUUAGCCAACGUUCCCGGGACGAACGCGAUUCAAGGUUUGCCGUAGGUUUUAAGUAGAAAAGUGCCAGUAGACGAAACGCGAGGAGGAUCGAACGCUAGAGAGAAGUAACCGACCGGAGGCGGUGGUUUUAGCGACAGAGAUGCGAGCGAGUGAACGAGCGAGAGAGUCGGUUUCUUUAAUAACGUCUAACAUUGAUAAAAACGUCCAAUAAUGUUAAGUCUUUAAAACGAAGAAAAGUGAGAAAAGAGCGAAACGUCGUGGGAACGACGUUGAACGAUGAAAUAAGAGUAGAGAGUAGAGGGAACGAAAGGAAAUACUAACGACGGAAGAGUAUGAAACGCGUCGAACGGUGACGUCCACACUGCAAUCUAGUCACUCUAGUCUCUAGUCGAUUAUACCGAAUACAUUACGAUAUUAUAUAUUAUUAUAUUAUAUAUUAUAUUAUUAUAUAUAUAUAUAUUUAAAUAUAUAUAUAUAUGUAUAUAUAUAUACACAUAGUACGUUCACUAGCGCGUACGAUUCUAGUCGCGAGCUCGUUACGGAGACACACUAUUUAUUGAUACUUAUUAGCUGCCUAAACGAAUUAAAGUAUAAGGGAGAGAUCUCCUCGAUGGGAUCGGAAGAAGACAUACACGUACACGUACACAUACACACACCUACAAGCGUGCAGUACGUAGUAUAGACACGAAGAGGGUGCGCGCGGAAACCCGACGACCAUGGCGAGGAUGAAACGAUCGAAGGGCGUUGGAAUCGAAUCGACCGCAAGCCGGCGACGUUUCCGGCCGAUUCUCGAUUUCUCCCCUUCUUUUCUCCCGCGAGACCAUCGAUUCGCGUUAGGAUUAGAAUUAGAGAGAUCUAGUCUCGCAGGGAAUCGUUCCGAGAUAUCGACCGCGACCAUCGUUUCGUCUCGCUUCGACGAAUCCUUCGAAGAUCAGGUCGAUCCAGAUCCGUGCCGAUCGGGACGUUCGUUCGACGAAAAAGAAAGAAAUGCGUUGCGUAUAACCGAAACGGAACGUCGCAACGCGAGAAAUUUGCCUGAAUCGUUCCUACGAGCGACGACGAUUCGCAGAAAUCUCCCCAACCUCCUGGAUCGUUCUUCGCCAAAUUAUUUUUUCUUACCCUCGACAGUUCUCGUUUGAGAAGGGUCGUCAACCACGCGCUGCGGUGUUCGGUACUUACGCGUGCGGAACAUCGAUCGUCGCGUUUUCAAUUCCGCCGGAGCGGCGCCACGCCAUCGGUUAUACGCAACGGAUCCGAUGCGAAGCAAAGAUGAUACGAGAACGCGCUCCUUUCCAUCCUUAAUCGUUGGGACGCUCGCGGGACAUCGUGUAGCGACGAAACGUCGAAUGCGUCUCGACGAGCUUAACGACGGAAACGAACGGGAUGCUGGCCCCGCGUAAACGAAACGUACACGGAGAUACCUAAGAGAACCGUAUUAUUUAUCAUUAGAGAGCAGAUGCCGUGUAAUAGAUGCGUAACAACGUUAUACACAGAUAUUUUAUAGAAGCAAUACGUAAUGAAUAAGAAAAAAAGUAAUAACGACGACGCGUAACGGUCAAAAAGCAAUGUUUCGACACAACGAAUUAUAUAAUUAUAAUUACGCAUAUGUGUAUAGAGGCGAACAUCGAAGUUCAAUGCGAUGGAAAAUUAUGAUUUGCUUCGCGGUCGUUCCGAAAUCCACGCUCUUCGAACUUUUGUCGUCCGUCGUUUUUUUUAAAAAAAAAAAACAAGACACCGGUCGGAUUUUGUGACGAAAGCUUUCUUUCAUCGUCGGGGAGGAGCAAUAAUUAGCAUCGUUCCGUUCGGACCUGGAAACGAUCUACGCGUACCAUCACGCACUUGCCUUCCACUAGGCUCGAUUAGUUUGUAAUAAUUUUUAAGCAAGCUUCGCGCAACGAGUGAAACACCAAUCUAGCGUUAAAUAUUCUUUUUUAAGCGUAUACCUGUGUACGACGAACAACGACUUCCGCUCCGAGGUAGCGACGUAGCUUGUACGUUAUAGAUACAUCGAAAUUAUGGAUAAACAUUGCAAUUUUUCGAGACAACGAAAAGGGAGAGAAAAAAAGAGAGAGAGAGAGAUGAAGAGAGAUAACGCAGCGAAAUCCGACCGACUCUGAUCGAACCGAGAAUUCGGCCCCAGCGCAUUCGUUCGAUCCACUUUUCCUUCGAAGGCGACGGAAUUCCGAAUGGGAAGAAACGAGAACAGGAUCGCGAGAGAAGAGAGAAGAGCGUGGAUCGGCCGGACGCAUUUACAACGAGAUACCCAUUUUCUAAUAAUUAUUGCCGACCUGCGGAGUAGCCAAUAGCCUUGUCGCUAAAGAUUACGCGAACGAACAAAAACGGCAAAAGAAGUACUCGCGAGAUAAAGAGAGAAACAUCGAAGAAUGAAGACACGUUCCAUUUCGUUGGAUCGAGGACGGCAAAGCUUUUCUAUCUUCUAGUCUAUUUCUCGCGAGUUUUAUUCGUACAUCUGCGAGCUACCACGAUUGUCGCGUAUCGCGUACGAACGUAGAGCAAUAAUACCUUAAGCAAUAUUAAUUAAUCGACGAGUAUUAAAACGAAACUAAAACUAGCUGGUCGGUUCGGGUAAGAGAGGGUAAAAAUCUACACCUCGGAAAGAGAGGAAGAACGAAGCGCACCUUUUGUCACGUACGUAUAAAACGGAUGAAGACUUGGAACGAUUCCUCCUCUUCGUUUUCGACGCAGAUUCCGGAUAAUGAUUCUCGACCACCCGGUGAUCGUCCUCCAUCACGUAACGCAUAGCGUUCAGUUUUCCCGAGUUGUUACCAGUAUUAUUAUUAUCGCUAUUAUUAUUAUCAUUAUUAGCGGCAUUAUUCUUAUUUAUCGUAUUGUCACAGCUAUUUAUUAUAUUUAUUACAUUAUUAUAUUAUUAACAUCUUGCGUUUUCUUAUUUAUCCUUCGAUUGAUUCAUCUCGUUGUACCGUUAUCGUUACGACUAUCAUUUUUCAUAAGAUUGGUAUCGAUUUCGCGAGAAUUAGAUUCGAGUAAUAAAACACGCGUGCAAUAUUCGCGAGAACGAAGAAGAACGUGUCGUGCACUGGUUGCGCUAGGUUCGAAAGGCAGGAAGGAACGAAAAACCGAUUCAACGAAUUUGCAAUAAAAUUGGUAGGUAUUAUAUGAUCUGAUAGAGGCCAUUUUCGCUCUGAGACAAAAAGUAAUUUGGUCGUCUCGGACGUUCGCAAUAAAAGAAAAUAACAAACGUACGUACGUACGUACGUCUCAAGCUUGAACGAUGCAUUCUACGCGCACGUACUUACGUAUACUUAUAUAUCUGUACAUUUACACGCAAAUCUUCUAUACACGUAUACACGCGUAAACGUUUCCUAAAGGUAGCAGUUAAAUCUAAGCUCGAACGCUUACGCAAGUACGCACGAAGCCACGCACCUAACGUAAUCGCAUCUCCAUCGUGUAAUUCUCUGUAAUUUCUAAUUACCACGUAUAUCUAUGCAUAGUUUAAUCUUUCUCCGAUACUCUAACUCUAAUCUUAAGCCAACAGCGGAAUGAAGCGCGCCGUCCUUCGUGCUCGCUGACUCCGCUAACGACUCCUCGCUUUUAACGGUUGGUUCGCGCUCGAGCUAGGCGUUGUCGGUAUCUUCUCGACCACACGCGUUCAUCACCAUUGGAAACGCGAACGAAUUACCGAACCGAAACAUCGACUCGUUCGUUCCAAAACGCGAUGUGAAUAAUUAGCCCGAGGCGCGUUAACUGUCUUACGCUAUCUUCUAUCUCCUGCAUCAGUCGUCAUCUCCGUACGCGUAUUGCGUAUUUACACGCAUUUCGCUGUUCUCAGAAGAAACUGACUCCUUUCCGACUCGGCCCUACUUCCGCAACCCCUGUCUCGAGCGUUCGCGAGCGAUCGCGAACGUUGCUCACCCUUCGCAUUACCGAGAUUCUUCUUCGCGUCUAUUUCUUGUCUCCCUCUAACUCUACCGCGACUUCUACGAGUCCUCAAUCACCUGUCGAUCGAACGAUCGGCGAAUCUCGAAAUCUAAAUCCUGGUUUAUUCUUCCGAUAUCGAUCCAUCGAAACUUUGUCUCGACUCGACGUAAACUUUCGCGCGGUCGCCCUUCCGACCAAUUUCGCCUAAACGUUCUGAAUCUAAUUCCGCGUGCAUCGCACUUUCUCUGAGAUGCACCACGGUACAAAUCAUUUUCGAUUUAAAUGUUCGAACGAGCUGUUUCAACCAAGCAUCGAUCGUCUUCUUUAGACUGACACACCGUGGGAACAUAAUUAUUCGCUGGAUUCGUUCCGCCGGAACCGGCGAUCGAACGAGAGCGAUCGGAACGCAGUAUCGUUCGCUUCGUAGUAGAUAUUUAGGGGUGGCGCGUCGCGUCACGUUUUGUAAUCCUUCCAACGAGAGCCUUGAUAAUUUUUUAACCGUUCGUUAGUCGUCUCACUCACGAUAAUUAGCCUAAGCGAGGAGAAGACGAGGGGGAAGAGGAAAUUGGGUGAAGAUCGAAACCACCCGGUACGGUUAAAAGCGAAGAAGCGUACGAGGAAAGAAUAAAAAAUAAAACAGAUUCUAUUUUAUAUUCGAAGAGAGCGAGAAUGAAUGAGCGUGCGAAUGAAUGAGAGAGAGAGAGAGGGAAAGAGAGAUAGAUAAAUGCAACGAAGAUCAAGUUUGUCGUGUCGACGACGAACCUCGAUCGCUCACGCACACUUUUGAUGCAUAAACGCUAUACAUAUACAUGGGUACGUAGGUACACAUAGGGCGUAGUCACGUAUAUUGCCUACUACGUAAGUACCUACACGGCAAUACCGAGCAUGUAUCCCCGCGUUAUAGAGAGUCGAACAAAGCUCGCUUCUAAUCUUCCCCAGAUUACGGAUUCGACCAUCGAUAAUUAUUAUUAUCGGCAUUUUAUCCGUCGUUCAAUCGAUCGCAUCCGUUUCCCUUUGGUUUCCCUUUCUCCGUGUUCCAUAGCGGUUAGUGUAAAUAAGAGCCGCGCGUAGAGACGACAUUAAAAGAGAGAGAAAGAGAGAGAAGUAGGGUUAAAGAAUAGAGAAGAAAAGAGUCGAAACCGGGCGGAAAUUUUAAAGCGCGUAGCAAUAUUUAUAAGAGUUUCACGGGACGUGGUACACUAUAAAGUAUAAGUAAUAAUUAUGCUGGCGAGAACUGGGUUCCCAGUCGGGCCAAUAUUCGAUAAAUAUCGGCGUCAACAUUCUCCACCUGAUCAUCAUCUAUUCGACCGUACCGACGUUUGUUUGCCGCUUUCCACGAUCGAUCGACGAUCGUUGCUUUUCUCGGACGACGCGACAGAAAAUCUGUCUCGACUCUCGACCCGGUAUUUGCCCGAGUUCGACCCGAACGAUUUUUCCACUUUGUUCCCAACACACAUUUCUAAUCGCAGUUUCCAGCGUCGCCGAUGGGACGCAUAAGCCCAACGACGAAUCGGUUAAACGAGAGAAGGGAACCUGACGGGUGAUCGCGUUCAACGCAUUUUAUUUGUCGUCUCGACAUUUCCAAUUUAAUUGAGAAACGAAGGAAGAACGAAAAAGCCGCGCGGUGGACAGAGUUGCACGUGCAAAUCUUCCACGGACGAAUAGAGAACGGGAAGAGUCGCACGCGAUUUCAUAGCAAUAACUAAGAGAAUAGAGUUAAACGGCUAUUCGAGUAACCGUAUUCGUGUCGUCGAUGUUUAAUGUACGCGGAGCACGAAGAUUAAUUAAAAAAUAAAAAAAGCAACAUGUAUUAAAUGUUCGAUGUUAUACUCGCGAUAAGGGAAUAAGGAACACGUGUCAAUAAUAUGUAUUUACUAUACGGAAACAUAAAACGCCAUGUUUUUUAAAAUUAAAACGACUGGACCAUUCGGACGCGCGCUCUCAAGCCUAAUUUUACCGAGGAAUUAAAAACGGAAUAAAACGAAGGAUACGCGGCUCGCGCGUCUGCGGCGACUUCGACCAGUCGACUCGAAAAAGCAAUAAUAGGUACUCUCGCGAACGUAGAAUAAUUCAAUUGCAGUUAUUAAUCGAUAUGUACAAAUGCACGAACACCGCGUUAAACGUUAACGAAGUUGAUUUAAGUUGAAAACGAAACGUUCCACGUACAUUCUACUCCACACAGCGAUCGCGUUCAUGGCUCGCGACACCGGACGGCGAAACGAGCGAAAAUACGCGCGGCCGAUCGAUCGGUAUUGCUCAAAAAUGAAAAACGAGUCAAUAACGAGUCAAUAACUUUCGUAAAGUUCGCCUCGUUUAGCUUAAUUAACGAUCGUUAGCGAGUUAACCGCUGAUAGCAGUGAUAUAUGUAUAAGUACAAAGGAUACGUGAACAUCUUCGCUCACCACUUUCGAUGCCGUUCGCGCACAUUUUCGAUCGAUUUUCGCGCAUUGCGAAAAACCCGAAAGGGGUCGAACGAGACCGAUCGAUCCGCGUUUAUACGACAUCUCACUCAUUUGUUUACCGCGUAAUAGGGUGUCUUUUUACUCACCGAGCGAGGGAAGAGCUCGAUCGAAACGGAAACCCGAGGAUGCGUGGAGCCUUUCCAUUUCCAUCUCGUCCGCCACCAGCACCUGUAACACACGUGCGAAAACGUCGAUCAAGAAGCGUUUGCGAUUCGCUUCCGAUUCCACGGCGUUCUUAAUUUCGAGGAACGAGCAAUCAGCAAUGAAACAUGCCUAUGCUCCGCAUGCCUCGUCGGAACGAGGACGAGCAUAAAAAAAAAUUUGUUAGACACAGCACACGAUCGAUCGUUUUGGAAUGCGGAUGAAAGCGAGCGAGAGAGAUAGAUGGAUGGAUGCGAGAAGUGAGAAAGAAGGAGAACGAAGAUAAAAAGUGCCUAUACAUGUACAUCGGUAAAAUUAUUCGUUAGCGUGUAUUUGUGCGUUCCAACGAGUACGGACCGGACAGUGUGUCAAUUACGGAAUAAAGGAAGAACGAACGAAUUAGGACGAAGCGGUAUCGAACGACGAUCCGACGAUUGGAAACGCUUUACGGCCAAGGCGAGUAACGAUGAAAUGAUAGUAAGAUUAUACUUUAAGCGAGCCCGUCAUCCUCGGGCUUCGUUCGGAUCGCCGAAUUGAGCAGCGAUCGAGAAUCAUUUAAUGACCUAUGCGCGUACCUACUUACUUGGAACAGCUUGUCAGCUUGGAACGUCGAUCAUCGAAACUUGGACCGCGAACGCGAAAUUAAUCUUACUGUUAGAAACGAUGCAAUCGUAAAAUUCGGAACCGCGGUUCGUUCUCGAUGUCCCAUACACCAAACGCCAAACUGUGUACGCAAAUAGGUACGGUAGGCGGACAAUACGUAUCGUUCGCGAAAUUUCGUUGAUCGACGUGCCUACUAUUCGAUGAUACGUACUAAUCGGCGGCUAAUCCGCCGAUCUCGUAUCGUACGAUACCGCGUAGCUUGUAAAUAGCGUUUGAAGGCAACCUCGAGAUUUGUGCUUGUUCCGCGCGUAAAACGCGAUUCGAGAUUCGAAUCGAGAAAUUGUGCUUCCAAUGAUAAAGGACCGGCCGAAUUUCUCGCGAAACCACGGCGCUUCUGGGACGGAUGUGAUACAAUAAAGCGAACCUUAAACGAAUCUUACCCUACGACGCAUAUAGAUUACGAUAAUUGUACGCAUUGUGAUAGUAUCCACGGGGGACGAGAGAAACGACGCGCACCAUGCACGCUGCUGCACAGAUCUUGCAACGAGAACGAACAACCGCCUAACUAACAGAGAGAAACGAAAAAAAAGAACCCUGCCUCCUUCAAAGCGCGACUGAUAUUUACAGGAUAUUGUUCCAAUUGGAUGCUCCCAAGGAAGCCGGGGUAUUCAAAAGCAAUAAAUUCGUAGGCGGUCGCGAGUCCUCGAACGAGGAUCACGUCGCGACCGAUUAUAAUAUUAACUUUAAUAAUAAUAAUGCUAAGGCUAUUAAUACUAACUAUUACCGAUACUAUCUAAUAAUAAUAUUAAUAAUAAUAGUAAUAAUAAUAAUAAUAGUAACAAUAGUAAUAAUGGUACAGGCGAGACAAAGCGAUCGGGUCGAUGAAUUUUGAACAGUGAUAAUUAGAGUUGGGAACUGAUGCGGAAUUACAUGCAUACGCGCAGCAUAGAAUCUUGCUGGUAACGAGUAACGAGCCAAGUAUCAAUAGACGAGAAUGGAAAGUUGGGAGCGCGAGCGAGAAACGGUAGAAGUAGCGUAAACGUAGGCGAAGAAGAUACAAGACGCGCCACACUUGACUAGCAACGAUGGCUUUUCUAACGUAAUUAUCGUACGAUCGAAGCGCGAGCAAUCGCCCGCCACUGGUUACAUUGAUAUACAUAAAUCUAUUAUAUAUAUAUAUACAUGAAAAAUAUAAUAUAAUAUAUAUAUACACACAUAUAUGUAUAUAUAUAUAUUAUAAUAUUCGAACUUUCGGAGUUCGAAGAGAAUAGCGGUACAGAUACGACGAAAUAGAGAGCGAGAGUAAUUAUUAUAGCGAUCCUCCGUUUCGCCGUAGAGGUGGAGCGAGGACGAGAGAAAAUAUUGAGCGUGUGUGAGUGGAAAAUAAUAAAAAAAAAAAUGAAAAAAAAGAAAGAGAGAGAGAGAGCAUGUAGAAAGUAAAAAAGCGAAACGCAAAAAAAUACACUUGCGCACGUAUCCAUAUUUUAUAGCUUUUACUUAAGAAACGAAACGGUGUACACACGGAACGCGAGGUUAACUAUUGACUUAACGAUACAUUCAUACAUAACAUAUAUUUCUAUAGAUACGUUGACGGAACGGUAUUGCACGGGUAUUACCGAUGAAAUUAUAGCGAAUCCGAUACGACGCGUACCGCUCAGCUGGUGUCGAUAAUAAUUUACCGCUUCGACUACGAGUAUCGUUCGGCAACAUCGAUUUAGAAUUUAGAAUUUAGAAGAGCCGCGACUCUGGCUACAUCCCUGUCCCGUCGUUGAUCAUCGAUCAACGCGUUUCGUUGCCGUAGCUUUCGUUUUUCGUUCGUCCACUCGCGAUCGCGAUCGCUGUCGUUGUCGAUGUAACUCGGACGAUCGCGAUCGUCGCUCAGCGAGGAGGAGGAGGAGCCAGAGGUACCAGUCGCAUCGUAUCUACGUCUACUAACGGGAGGAAGAAAAUAAUAAUACUAAUAAUAAAAUAGAAUUAUACCUUGCAUGACUACGUAGGGCUAUACUGCCGCCGAAGCAAUACAAAGAGCAAUAUAGAGUUAAAAAAAGUAAUUAACGAGAUUAAAGGUACUAAAGAUAAAAACGAUACUAAAAUUAACCGCGGAGGAGGAACACUUGUGCAGACACUUACACUUACACUUACACGAUUCGAACGACGUGCGUACGCACGCGCGCGCGCGUAUGGACACCCAUCCACGUACACGUACACGACACGGACACGCGGAGGUUCGCGCGUGCUUCUAAUUUCUAAUCGCAUAAAAGAGAAAUAUGUAUGGUCGUUAAUUUAUUCCGACCGUAGUGCUAAUCGUACUUAGCAUUUACGUAGAUGACUCUAAUCGCCUAGGUCGACCAUCUCGGCCACGGUUCGAGCCGUUCGAGCUCUCCGCGAGCCAAGCGCGUCGCGUCCUAUUCUUUGCUUAUUCCCGCAAUCGCAGCCUGCGCGCGAGGCGACGCGGCGAUCUCGUCGAUUCAACCGGUUCGAAUCUGGCCUAAAUUUAAUUGAAAUAAAAUAAAAAUAACAAAAAAACGGUAGCGAUAUACAUAGAGUUACACGUAGAGUCGCUAAUGUAUUUCACUCGGUGCCUGUGACAGCUGAGCUCGCUCUAUCUUGUUCGAGAAAUCGAGGAACGAUUCGAAACGAUUCGAAACGACAAUUGACAAUACAUUGUUCCGCGGAGGGUAAAAAAAAAAAAUCCUAUCUCGAAACCUUUUCAUCUUUCUUCUCUCUUCGAUCUUCAAUUACGAACUCGCCCUUUUUACACCUUUUACCCAACGCAGCGCCGUGCUUUUCCGAUAUCCUUCGCUCCUGUUUAAUUACCUUACGUCUUACUUCCCAAUUUGUUUCGCGUUCCGUCCUCGUUUGGCGGCCUUUCGGUUUUAUUCAUCGCUCGCAUUUAUUUUUGCGUCUCUGCACGAUGAAUUAUUUUCCCAGAUUCAGAGUUAAACAUCCGGUGUUUAAUUUUCCUUAUAUCAAGAAACCUGCCAAACUCGCCUCAAAUUCAAUUUCGAGCGAAGCUGUGUCAUCGUUCGAGCGCAACGGAAAGAUGAAACGUGUCUUUUCGAUUUCUUCCCUACUCGCAUACGUUAACGCGUACCAGCACCCGAAUAUUAAACACUUUCGUUCGAUAGAUCGUCGACGAACGCGUUUGCCAGACCACGAAACGGCUGUUCACGGGUACCACAUGGAACACGUAGCAUUAGCAUGGUGUGAAAAAAAACCAAAAAAAAAAAAACGAUAGUGAACGCUAGAUGAAUUUAGCUUUUAAGCUUAUUUCUCGCUAAGAGGAAACCUAUUAUUAUAAUAAUAACGAUAUUUACAUACAUUUGUAUUAUUUGUAAACUAGACGCUAAUACAAAACUCCGAUUUGUGUGCAUCGACGCGCGAAACAAAAGAAAGAGACAGUCCCGUUUCCCUGAACUCUUCCUUGUUCCUGGACCCGCACCGUGCCCGCACCCAGGAUACGAACAAAACCGAAACCAAAAAGCAAACGAGAAAAGUACCGAACAACGAAAGAAAGAAAGGAUACGGAAGACGAACUCUCCACACAACCUCACGCAACCUUCAUUCCUGUUCCUAUACAAUUCGUUCGAACGAGCGACCUUCUUUUUUUGUAAACGAGAAAAAUGCGAAAAGGAGAAAAAUCAUCCAGACCGGACUUUCGUUCCUCCGUUCCGUUGCUCUUCGUAAUUUUCACUCCGUAACGUCUCUCGUGCGUUACGCACAUAUGUAUCUUUUCUCUCUCCGUAAUUAUCGGGCUUUUUCCUCCGAACGAAGCGAAAAAUUGCAGGGGAAACGUUUAAAAGAAAAAUAUGAGAAAAAAAAAAAAACGACGCGGACGAAGGAAGAACACGGAAUAAAAGAACACGAGAAGUUUACUUAUCCCGACGUGCUUCUCGCAGUGUCGGAUGGUAACGUUACAAGACAAAAGGUAAUAAAACGUUAAUUGAGCAUUGUUAUCUAUGUAAUACAACAUAGGAUGUUUUGUAUUAUAUUUUCAUAAUAAAUAGACACGUAGAAAAAGACGUAUUAACCA